ACCAGUCCUGUUGUGCCACAUAUCGCUCAAAGUAAAUAGUUAUUGCACGGAGAGUCCCCAGGCGGCAGCCUCCGGCCACUCGCGUCCAUCCUACGCCGCUGCACGCGGCAGAAGGGAGGCCCACACGUGAGACUUGUGUGUCGCCCAUGUCCGCAGACCAAAUCGAUUGUGCCUGAUUAGUCGCCCCACGCCUCGCGGUCAUUCGCAGCCACAGCGCCGUCGUCGGCCUCCUCAGAGCCGGCCCUUCGAUUCAAUCCCUUGGCCCUCCUCCCCUGUUGGCCGUGAAGAAGGCUCCAUGCCGUCGGCGCGGAGAAAACGGCGGCGGAUUCGUCGCCGGCGGCAAAUGCUGCCACUACGCGUAGCAGGAGGGAGGUCAACAUGGAAGAUAUACGCAUCCUCCUUGACCGCGGGCCAUAUUGUCUCCGCCUGAUUCAUCGUACCUGGCCUCGCGGUCGUUCGCCUCCUCCAUCUCGCGGUCAGUCGCCUCAUCCACCUCACAGUCGCUCGCCUCCUCCAUCUCGCAGUCGCAGCGCCGUUGCUGGCCUCCUCCGACCCAAGCCCGUUCCUCUUUGUUGGCUCUGUUCCCGAUCCUUCCUAUGCAACCUUGGGCAGCCGUGUACCUGUCCUCCCCUCUCCCCUUUAUCCUCCUGCAACGAUGGCCUCACAUCCAUUUUGAUUGAGGUGCUUCGCUUCUGAAUGCAGAUUUAGCAUCACCUCGCUACCUCACCCUCCUGGUCUUCCUUGAAUGGGUCACCGCCAUCAUCAAUUGAUGUUGGCUAAAGGGGGGAUAUUUAUCAAUUAAAUACACAAUGAAACGAUCUGCCACAUUGUCUUCUUUGUCUGAAGUUUUAAGGUUACGGAUGAAUGCAAAAGAAUUCCUCCAUUGUUCUCUUACAAAUCAUAUGUAAAUCUAUAUCGCUGGAAGAAAGCGAGAGCAUCCAGCGCCUCUGCGCUGCAAGCUCGCCGUGUGGCUUCCGCGCCGUCGUGGCCGCGUAUCCGGCCGUUCUACAGGCACGUCAGUCGUACGCCGCUGGUGGCAGAAGAGAGGCCCACACGUCAGACCUGCGCGUCGUCCUUGUGCGUGGACCAAAUCAUGUCCACCUCAUUCAUCGCAUCUUAGCCUCGCCUCGCUGCUGUCGCCUCGCACGCCGUCGCCUCCUCCAUCUGGCAGUCGCAGCGCCGUCGCCGGCCCUUCGGCACGAUCCCGGGCCCCUCCUCCCCUGUUGGCACAGCAAGCCGGAGGACGCCCCCAACGCCGCAGCCGAGGGCACCCAGCCCGCGCCCCCCGAGGGAUCCGCCGACACCGCCCCGCCGGCCUCAGGCACGAAGGCCGCGGAGGCGCUGCUCCCAUCGCUCACCAUCUGGCCGCCGUCGCAGCGCACGCGCGACGCCAUCGUGCGCCACAUCGUGCAAACGCUCGCAGCGCCCAGCGUCCUCUCCCAGCGCUACGGAGCCGUCCCGGAGGCCGAGGCCAAGCGCACCGCCGCCGCCGUCCAGGCCGAGGCCUUCGCCGUCGCCUCUGAGUCCGCCGCCGGCGCGUCCCCAGCCUCUGUCAAGGAGGGGAUAGAGGUCCUCCAGGCGUAGUACUCCAAGGAGGUCAGCCGCCGCCUCCUCGAGCUCGCCAAGUCCCGGUCCGCCGCCGCCGCCGCGCCGACCGCCGAGGCCAGCGCGCAGGGGACGGAGGAAUCGUCGGCGACCGUCUCCGGCGCCUGACCGUCGCCUAAAGGUGACGGCUGACGGCGCCGACUCGCGCAUGGGCAGCGGCGGCUGCGAUGGCCUCCAAGGCGGCGCAUUCGUGCAGCCGUGGGGAGGCCCUCCUAUGCGCGAGCCAGCUGGCGCGGCGCCUCCUCUUCCGUUUUGAUCCCGUCGUACUUACCACGCCCGAGGACAUCUAGCGCUUCCUGCCUCGACGUGGCGAUGCUGACGACGCCAAAAUGACAUCCGCGAGGGCCAUCAUCAAGGUCGUUGAGGCAUCCUGCCAGCUGCUGGCAGGCAGGAGGAAGUUGCCGCUGCCCUGCUUCCUGCUCUGUGCUUGCCGCACGUCAAUCUGGCCACGCUUGCGGCUGGCCACGCCAGAGGUAGCACUUUGCCUUCCACCAGUGCUGCCACUCAAGGUAUUUGAUGAAAUGCCAGUUCAAGUUCAAGCUAAUAAAUUCAGUGCACCUUCUUCCAGUAUGUACCAUAUCGCUGAACCAAAAGUAUAUUGUAGAUUGCUUUACUGAAUAAUCCUUUUCCAAGGAUCAAAUUAUAUUUUGUUUCAGGUGAACACAUACCAAUAGGGAAUUGUAGAAUUUGCUUUGCUUUUAUCAGCGUUCACCCAGUCACCCAUACCGCUAUCGUUGGAUCAGCUAGGUUAGAUAAAAAAAAACUCUCAUUAUCUCAUAGUUUGUAUUCUCAUGCCCAGAACAUGGAUACCUCUGCAGUUUGUAUUCAUAACUUAAUUCACUUCAGGUAUUUAUCAGUUGAUAAGAAUUUACCAUUCUGUUUACUUGUGUUCAACGGCACUGCAAAAAAGAUUGGAAGAGUUGUUUCAAACCCUUGCACUCUUACAGGUCUCUUAAAGAUGAAUUUCAUUCUAUUUCCGUGACCAUCAAAAAAAAAAUUCCGUGAGCAUUUUCUUUUGUCAUUGCUCGGAAAUUGGGAGAUUGGUAAGAGGAAUGAGCUGCUAGCUACUACAAGGCAAAAUCUGUUCUUUCACAUGAAGGCACACGAUGUACAGAUGAGAGAUAUAGGAUCAUUCAGAAUAUGUUUCAACGUAUCAAAAAUACAUGUUCAGGUUCGAAAUGUACUAAUGUUACUGCAUAGAUUUAUAUAUUAAUUUGGCUCAAGAUCUAUGCUAGGUUCUAUGAAUUCAAACUUACAUGCGGACAUGCUUGGUAAAAUAUGCUAAUAUAUUAAUCUUAGACUAUAUAUAAUCGAACACAAAUAUAAUUGAUCACUCAUGCCAGUUCCUUCAAUUUACAUGUAUAGGAAAGUUGAGUCUAUAAGCAUUUACACUACUGUUUUUAUGGUAUGCCAAACCUGAACUUCUUGAGGCUGCUGCCCUGUAGGAUGGGCAUGUUCCAUUUGGUUGCUUUCCAUGGCCAACGCCUACUUACGCUCCCUUAUAAAUCAUUGGUCUGACCUCUUUGAGACUUCUUUUCUACAUUAUCAGUUGUGUUGCGAGAGUAGCUAAUCCAGCAUGGUAUGGUCCAAUGCCACCACAAAAUGAUGUGAUUUCCAAGUUGCAGACCUACCUAAACUUGACAACCCACAUAGGUAACUGACAUCUCUAUACCUGAAGACCAAUGAACAGGUGGGAGGUGUUUGCGUUUGCAUGGCUUGGUCUCAAACUGCCUGAUGUGGUUAACUUUUUGUGAUGAAGACUCAUACUGAUCUACUGUGCUACCCGGUCCUUUCUCUACCACACCAAUAUGCCAGCAAUUGCCCGAGGACACUUCUAAUAUGUAAAUUGUAUAUCACAUAUAAAAUAUGUUGUCAGUAUGUCUUGAUUGCUA
This is a messenger RNA of Panicum virgatum (switchgrass), 3497 nucleotides long. RefSeq lists its product as uncharacterized. Lineage: Eukaryota; Viridiplantae; Streptophyta; Magnoliopsida; Poales; Poaceae. The record is from RefSeq and is a predicted model, not a curated record. The coding region runs from base 865 to 1584 and encodes 239 amino acids. Gene Ontology annotation, biological process: mitotic cell cycle; lateral root development. The transcript has 3 exons.